CAUCUAUAAAACCCCUCUGUUUGCGGCGAACGCGGCAUUGAACUUGAAAAAAAAGUCAAGAGGCAAGAUGAGUCUUUCUGCAAAGGACAAGGAGACAGUCAAGGCCUUUUGGGCUAAAGUGUCGGGAAGGGCGGGAGACAUUGGCAGUGACGCUGUUGCCAGGAUGCUGACAGUGUACCCUCAGACCAAGACUUACUUCUCCCACUGGAAGGACCUGAGCCCCGGCUCUGCCCCAGUGAGGAAGCACGGAGGAAUCGUGAUAGCUUCAAUAACCGAUGCUGUGAACAAAAUCGACGACUUGGCAGAGAGUCUUCUUACCCUCAGUGAGCUGCAUGCUUUCACUCUGCGAGUGGACCCUGCAAACUUCAAGAUUCUUGCUCAGAACAUCCUGGUGGUUCUGGCCACCAUGUUCCCCGUCGACUUCACCCCUGAGGUCCACAUGGCUUUAGACAAGUUCCUGGGUGCCUUGGCUCGUGCCCUGUCUGAGAAAUACCGAUAAAUUGCAUACUGGAGGCGACGAGCGGCAGGGUCUCAGAUAGCUACUCACUGCCAGUCUGAAUCUGAAUAAAUCUAAUGCAGUGAAACUG
Oreochromis niloticus (Nile tilapia) is the source of this 587-nucleotide messenger RNA. RefSeq names its product hemoglobin subunit alpha-1. The transcript is spliced from 3 exons. Lineage: Eukaryota; Metazoa; Chordata; Actinopteri; Cichliformes; Cichlidae. The coding region runs from base 68 to 499 and encodes 143 amino acids. Gene Ontology annotation, molecular function: organic acid binding; haptoglobin binding; oxygen carrier activity. Gene Ontology annotation, cellular component: haptoglobin-hemoglobin complex; blood microparticle; hemoglobin complex. The record is from RefSeq and is a predicted model, not a curated record. Gene Ontology annotation, biological process: hydrogen peroxide catabolic process; oxygen transport.